This is a messenger RNA of Physcomitrium patens, 1585 nucleotides long. Its product is annotated as polyketide synthase 3. Gene Ontology annotation, biological process: polyketide biosynthetic process. NCBI's taxonomy places the organism in Eukaryota, Viridiplantae, Streptophyta, Bryopsida, Funariales, Funariaceae. The record is from RefSeq and is a predicted model, not a curated record. Gene Ontology annotation, molecular function: acyltransferase activity, transferring groups other than amino-acyl groups.
UGUCGUUUACUAAUCCGGCAUCACGAAGCGCCACAUGUUCCUCACGGAGGAGGUGCUCAAGGCCAACCCAGGCAUCUGCACGUACAUGGAGCCCUCCCUGAACGUCCGCCACGACAUCGUGGUCGUCCAGGUCCCCAAGCUCGCCGCCGAGGCCGCCCAGAAGGCCAUCAAGGAAUGGGGCGGCCGCAAGUCCGACAUUACCCACAUCGUCUUCGCCACCACCUCGGGCGUCAACAUGCCCGGAGCCGACCACGCCCUGGCCAAGCUGCUCGGCCUGAAGCCCACUGUGAAGCGUGUCAUGAUGUACCAAACCGGGUGUUUCGGCGGUGCAUCCGUGCUCAGAGUGGCCAAGGAUCUAGCCGAAAACAACAAGGGCGCCAGAGUGCUGGCAGUAGCGAGCGAGGUGACCGCAGUCACAUACCGAGCCCCGAGCGAGAACCACUUGGACGGGCUUGUGGGCUCAGCUCUGUUCGGCGAUGGCGCCGGCGUGUACGUGGUUGGAUCCGACCCCAAGCCUGAGGUAGAGAAGCCAUUGUUCGAAGUGCACUGGGCUGGAGAGACCAUCUUGCCAGAGAGCGACGGAGCCAUCGAUGGACAUCUCACCGAAGCGGGGCUCAUCUUCCACCUCAUGAAGGAUGUACCCGGGCUCAUCUCCAAGAACAUCGAGAAGUUUUUGAACGAGGCCAGGAAGCCAGUGGGAUCACCGGCAUGGAACGAGAUGUUCUGGGCGGUGCAUCCCGGAGGUCCAGCCAUUCUCGAUCAGGUGGAGGCGAAGCUGAAGCUGACGAAGGACAAGAUGCAAGGGAGCAGGGACAUAUUGUCCGAGUUUGGCAACAUGUCUAGCGCCUCUGUGCUGUUUGUGUUGGAUCAGAUUCGGCACAGGUCUGUGAAGAUGGGUGCGUCCACUUUGGGCGAGGGCAGCGAGUUCGGAUUCUUCAUUGGCUUCGGACCAGGACUGACACUGGAAGUGCUUGUGCUCCGCGCCGCUCCCAACUCCGCUUAGAUUCCACCCCACCUCUCCUUUUUACUCCCCAUUCUCACCAAUUUGUAUCAUAUCAUAUUAUUGCAUAGCAUUGCAUAGCAUAGCAUAGCAUAGCAUAGAAGUGUGCAAUUCAAUUUCAAUGGUAUUGCUUCCUGAGCUAGAGUUCGCGCUUAAUUUUAAAAGAGAAAUCAGGUUAUCGAAUCAACCUACGUUCUUGCUUCAGCGAGCUCUUUACACACUCUGAAAUCUAGGGUUCCACUGUUUCGUAUCCGGAACCUGAACGAUCUGGCGCCUGUGGGUAUAUUUCUCUCGCUGUGCUAAAUUGGCAGUGCAUCUACUCUAGCGUUCUUAUUGUUCACUCAAUUUAUUUCUGGAAGACAGGAGUUUGGCAAUGUAUAGUCACAAUGCAAUCAGAGGUGCGAAGUACAGUCUUAUUUAGAAAAUUAGGGCUGGAAGAAGAUGAAGUGGGAGUGUGUAGUGCGCAUUGUGCCGAUGGAUCUGAAAUUCAUCAGGAAUGUAAUUCAUCGGUGAAUCUCCGGACCAUGUGUUCGUUUGAGCUUUUAUAAUUGCAGCCUCUAAGUCAGCUGCGAUUGUUCGACACUA